GAGUAGCUGUCGGGCGGAAGAACGCGCGCCGCACGGCGAAGAUGAGGUCGCACGCGAACGGCACGUCGCGGAACACGAACCCGCUGUUGGCGGCCAGGUCGGCUGGGAAGGGCGAUGUCUCGCGCGGGUAGAUGCGGGCUGCAUAGACGGGCGUUUGCGGGCGCGGGCUCGGCGCGGGGCCUGCUGCUGCUGCGAAGCCGAGGCUGGGGUUGAGGGCGAGGCUGUGGUUGUGGCCGAGGGUGGGAUGGGAUUAGCAGCGUUGGCCAACCCCCUGCUGGCCGACUACCAGGUCCACAACACCAACAUCUUUUCUAUCGUGGACAACUUCGAGUUCAAGCGCAACGGCCAGACAACGUACGUCGACGCGGCCGAGGCCGACUACAGCGUCAUUGGAUGGCAUUCCCGCGACGACGACGACCCAAUGACAUCAGCAGCACAACUCGCCGACUCGGACGUGCCGUCGCACGGGGACCGGAUGGCAGCGUGCAACAUGCGACUGCUGGGCUACGACCCCGACAGCAACCCCAACGUGCAACCAGGCUAGGCAGCAGCAGCCGCGGCAUGGCUCAAGCAAGAAGGCGGCCGCGCACGGACCGACGCGCGCACGCUGUGCCACGCGGCCAUGUACGAGGUCAAGUGGGACGCGGGGCGGCUGCCGGGGACGGUC
Lasiosphaeria miniovina is the source of this 667-nucleotide messenger RNA. RefSeq lists its product as uncharacterized. The record is from RefSeq and is a predicted model, not a curated record. The transcript has 2 exons. Lineage: Eukaryota; Fungi; Ascomycota; Sordariomycetes; Sordariales; Lasiosphaeriaceae. Bases 245 to 544 code for a protein of 99 amino acids.